GAGCUGACUGACAGGUAGCUAAAGACGACAGAUAGCUGGUGAGUGAAUCACACGGGUAUACGCUCACAACAGCAAUUGUGUGUUUGGAAUGUACUGCUACCUUUUGUGGAGGGCUCCUUCCGCCACUGCCCAAUCUGUUUGUGUACGAGGGGCUGUUUGACGCGUGAGAGUGCCACCAGAGUGGCAGCCUGGAGUGCUGUGUCCGGCUGCAGUUGUCCAAGGAGUGCAUCAGGGCAUGUCAAGUGUUGUGCACAAGUCGUCCAAAAAUAUGGAGCCCUCAGUUAUAAAAAGAAGGCGGAGUCAAUAUCCACGUGGUUAUUAUAAAGGGGGCAACAGAAGCAACAGCUGCUCUUGAUGUGGUAACCAAGGAUACCACGUGUAGGGUGUCUGAAGACCAUGGCAGCAUCGAAUAUCACACAAAAUCUACUUAACUUCUUCAAGAAAGCAAGUCUACAUUAACCUCAGAAGCUGAUCUGUAACAAAGUCCCCCAAUCUGUGGAUAACCCUUUUCUCCAAAAAACCGGAUCUACAGAUUUUGUCGCCAUAGCAACAGAUCUACAGAUUUUGUGUUCAUAGCAACAGAUCUACAGAUUUUGUGACCAUAGCAACAGAUCUACAGAUUUUGUGACCAUAGCAACAGAUCUACAUAUGUUGACUCCACAACAACAGAACUGCAAAUCUUUGUCUGUAGCUACAGAUCCUUGUCUACAAAUCAGACAACUCCGAUUUUAGGAACCCAUUCUCUCCAUGAACCUAUUUAAAGUCUGUAAGAAGUUAUUACUUAGAAAGUAACCUGAUGAAUUAUUAGUUCUAAAAUUCCUUUGCACGUUGUUACUGUCCACAUUUGAUGUUCAUAUGUGGAAAUAUAGACACAUCAUAUUUACAUAUCAAUGAUUCCAUACGGUAUUGUCAGGGUUUAUGCCAAAUAGUUGUGAUCCAAAAAAUAAUCAUGUUUCCAUAUUUUUACACACUAAUCAUUCCAUACAGUGACUUCUAACCCUCAAGCCAAGAAGUUCUUGAAUUGUUAGUUUCUUGUUUUUGCAAGGAUGUGUUAAUCAUUCAUGUUCCAUGAAAGGGAAGACUUUGCCAAAGACUUGUCAUUGAUUAACUCGUGUGGACAAAUUAACUGCACUCAGUCUGUCAAUCCUGUGUGAUUGAUUACUGAACUUACAUGCAAAACUUAUUCAUCUUUUGAUGAGUAAGUAAUUUGUUACCAGGUGCUGAUACUCAAGAACAAUAGGGCUCCCAUUGUCAAGGACUGGUGUAUUUAAGCCCAAGGGAUCACUAUUUGUGCGUUGUUUAAUAGUGGCAUCAGCUCAGUCCCUAGCUGUUGUAUACAUCGAGUUAGAGACUAAUGUUCGUGAUUGAAGGCUCCUGUUUUACGAGUGUGUUUAUGGGACAUAGCUGAAGGUCCGGAUACUGAUGGCUGACAACUGUUUUUCAUUGGUUGCUUAGAGCAUUGAUAUUGGCUUGUGAUGAUAGAAGCUUUGUUGACUUUGUGAUAAAAAUGUGAUAAAAACAGACCAUAUCAUUGACUCAAUUAUUCAACAAGCUCUGAUAUCCGGCAGAUAUUAUCCGAAUGUGUGUUUCAUUUCCUUGGAGAAAUUUGCCGUCUGCCCUAAUCAAGAUUAGAUAUAUAUUGGUGUGUGAUUGGCACGUUAAAUCAACAUUGCCAGCAAGGAACAAACCAAAGGUGAUUAAAUGGGUAUGAAUUAAUCGUAACCUAGGCAACAGACUGACUGAAUACAGAGUUUGCUGUUUAGACAGUGAGAUUACCCUCACAGAUGAAACAAUGGCAACAACUCACCUAUGACGGAACUCGACAAUAUCGUGUGGACUACUGCUGUGAGGAUUAUGUUUGAAGCCUGAGAUGGGUACUAAAACAAGAUUGUGUUUCAUUUUGUGUCCUUGUGUUUCGUAUGGAUUAUAUUGACAACGGUGUAUGUUAUGGAUUCGCAGUAAAUUGGUUUCGAUUUAUUGAAAACCUUUUUCUGACAAUGACACUGACGUGACCCCAUGGUACGUCUGUGACUUCAUUAGUUGACAUUGUUGAGCGUCAUUGUAAGACGGGCUUGUCUUGAACCCGGACAAAGGAACUCUGUGACACAGCACAAGCAACCAGAUGGUGAUCGACUUACGGUGCUGUCAGACGAGAUAUACCAUGAUGAGAGUUAUCUCCCUCUACUCAAGACAUCUAUACUCUGUGGCGUUGUGACAGUUGGCGCUGUCAUGAAGUCGUCACUUGUUCUGGUGGCGCUGGUGUCGGCGGUAUUCUGCCGUUGUUUCCACAAACAACCAGAGUACUACCAGCACCGGUCCCUGUAUCACAACGAGAAGAACCUGUCCAUCAUCCUGGAGGGCAGCAACAGGUUCACCCACAUGGUGGCCAACGCCAUCCUCAAGAUCCUCCUGGCCGAGACGAUGGGGUACUCCGUCAAGGUCAACAACCAGAACUCCAUCAACGCCACACAAAUACUCAACAGAAUCAUCGGAUGCCCAAACCUCCAACAGUGCAGCUUGCAGCAGAUUAGCAAGGACUCCAUUCCGGAGACCAUGGUGAACUUGGAGGUCUGGAUGCCGGCUGCAUUUAAUGAGGCGCCAUGGAUCAACACUGGGCAGGUGUUGGACUGUGGGCCGUUCGGGCCCUCGGGGAGGAGGCUGGGCUGGUUCCUGGACACACACACUGUGCAAGAGUUCUGGAAGAAUGGUACCAUUAUUGACCACUGGAGGGCGCUGCAACUCCCUAUGGUUGCUGAGACAUUUCAUUGGAUGGACAAGUUAAACAUGUCAAAACAUAUAAAAAUGAACAAUAUUAAAAUAUUUCAUGGUCCUCAGUGUAGAGGGGAAGGAGCAGAUAGUAUCAAGUGUGCCACGAUGUUUUCGAGCUAUCAGGAUUUGUCUGCCGAGGUUAUUAAAGAGCAAGUUAAGAGACUCGACUUACUAGUGGAUAUAGUAUGGUUAGAAGGAAAUCUGAAUAAUUUUGUUAAGGAACAGUCCGAGAAUAAGGCCCCGCUGUUGCUAUUCAGCUGGCACCCAAGCGUCAUCUUGGCUUGUAAUAAUUUUACACGAAUUAAAUUACCUCUCUGUAAACACGAUGCUUUCAAUUUACCGUAUGAUUGUGAUUUCAAUGUAAAUCAACUUAAUAAAGUUGUAUGGCAUAAAAUCAAAAGUAAUGCUCCUAAGGCUUAUGAUCUCAUAUCGAAAAUGACGUUUUCACAAGACGAUUAUGAUCACAUCUUAGAAUUACAUAACCAAAACGUGACUGCGACAGCAGAUGAUAUUGCAUGUAAGUGGAUUAACCAUCACAAUGCCACCUGGAAGACAUGGAUGCCAAAGGACUUGUCCAACAAGACCAAAAUCUACCUCGGGGGGUUGUUUCCCAUAUCUGGAGAGGUUUGGACGGCCCCCGGUCUAGUGGAAGGGGGCCGGUUAGCUAUUGAAAUGGUGAAUAAGGACCCCCGAAUUUUACCGGAACACCAUCUGGAGAUGCUUGUGAGUGACACCCAGUGUAUUGCAGACGAGGCCAUGAGGGCUUUCAUCAAAUUCAUCACCGAGAAAACACCAACUUCGCCCAUGGCGGGAAUAUUAGGUCCAGGGUGUUCUGACACAGCGGUGCCCAUCGCCGCUCUCUCCAAACACUUCAACAUGGUGCUGGUGAGCUAUGGUGCGGAGGCUGCCUCUCUCACAGACAGGGCCAAAUAUCCAUACUUCUUCCGCACCAUCCCACAGAUCAACUAUCACAGGUUUCUGUACGGGAAGCUAUUCAAAGAAAUGGGCUGGGAGAACGUAGGUGCACUGGCUGAGGGCGGCCAGGAGUUGCCGGACUACCACAUACAGCUCCAGUCAUACCUUCAGAAGCAGGGCAUCUCCGUCAUCGUCAAGCGCCAGAUUGUCCGGGGCGGCAACCACAUCGACGUCUCACAGAUAUUUGCUGAGCUGCGUGAACACAAUGUGAGGAUCAUCAUAGCCGACUUCUACGACUCUGCAGCACGGGCCGUCAUGUGCGAGGCGUACCGACAGAAAAUGACAGCCUACGAGGGUUAUGUGUGGUUCCUGCCGGCUUGGUACCCCGCCCUGUGGUGGGACGUGGACUACUACAACGGUGAACCCAAUCACAACGAGCCUGACCAGCAAGAGAACGUCCCCUGUAAUCGCAAACAGAUGGAGACGGCCAUAGAGGGUCACUUCAUCCUGUCCAAGGCCUACCCUGAGUCUGAUGAUAUGAAAGAAAGCAAGGUGGCCGGAGGAAUCACAGUCCGUCAAUACCGGGAGAUGUACCAGAACCGGGUGGAUAAGGCUGACGUGGAGGAGACCCCAUUUGCCAGCUUUGUGUAUGAUGCAGUGUGGGUGUUUGCCCAUGGGCUGGACCGUCUCUUUCGAAGCCAGCCCAGCGCCAUCAGCACUCUGCACGAGAAGGCCACUACACUGAAGCUAAUGGAAGCUCUUAAUGAAACUAGCUUCCAAGGAGUGUCGGGGCUUAUCAAGUUUAAUGGAAGUGAUCGUCUGGGUAACGUGACUCUGCUGCAGUUUUUCAACAAUGGGACCAAGGUGGUUGGCCAUUAUAAUCCCCACGUGUUGGAAGACGGUGGCUUGCUGGACAUUUACAAGAACAAGAUAAGAUGGCUGACCAGGGACGGUCACCAGCCGAGUGAUGGACACACAGUUCCUUCUGAAGAUUGUGCAAUCGAGCGGUUUCGGGCUGUCCUAGGUGUGACGUCGUGUGAGAUGGCAAUCAUCAUCGCCAACGUCAUGGGCUUUGUGGGGUUCAUCAUCAUCACCAUCAUCAGCCUCGUCAUCAUCAAGUGCAGAUACGAUGCGAAGGUGCGUGCAACACAUGAGCGUAUGAAGGAGCUUGGACUACUUUCACAGGACUACUCACACUGUCUCUCACUUGAUGACUGGGAGAUUCCCAAAGAAAACGUAGUCCUCAAUCGUAAGCUUGGUGAGGGUGCUUUUGGGACGGUUUAUGGAGGUGAAGCCAUCAUUGAAGGAACGCAGUGGGUGUCUGUGGCCGUCAAAACUUUGAAAGUUGGAGCUAUGGUUGAACAAAAGCUUGAUUUCUUCAGCGAGGCUGAUGUGAUGAAGAGGUUCACCCACCCCAACAUCGUGGAACUUCUGGCUGUGUGUACCCGUGGCGAGCCGAUGUACGCCGUCAUGGAGUACCUGCUGCAUGGUGACCUGAAGACAUACCUGUUGUCUCGCCGAAACCUGGUGGGUCAGAAUACACCUGAAGGGGAAGAUGUCAGUCCCCCCACUCUCACCAGAAUGGCGAGAGACGUAGCCAGUGGUCUUCAGUAUCUCCAUGAUCUCAAGUAUGUCCACAGGGAUCUUGCCUGCAGGAACUGUUUAGUUCAUGUCAACAAGACCGUGAAAAUCUCAGAUUUCGGAAUGACAAGGCACACAUUUGAUUCAGACUAUUACCGCUUUACUCGAAAAGGUAUGCUUCCAGUUCGCUGGAUGUCUCCAGAGAGUUUAGUAGACGGUAUCUUCACAUCCAAGUCGGAUGUGUGGAGUUUCGGUGUGCUCAUGUAUGAGAUUGUCACGUUCGGCAGCUUCCCAUAUCAAGGAUAUUCCAACAGCCAGGUGCUGGACUAUGUCAAGGUUGGCAACAGACUUGCCAUCCCAGACAAAUGCCCCAAAGAUCUGACUUUAUACAUCUAUGAGUGUAUGUCAUACCAGCCUAAGUCUCGACCAGACAUCACCCUGCUCAUCAGCCAUCUUGAAGAUAACCCAGAAUUCCUAGUUCCAUGUUUAGAUGCACCAAUGAGAAGUGUCGUUAUGGAGGACACCAACUCACUAGAGAUGGCGAUGCCGUCGGUUCAAAACUCCAUCACCCAUUCAACACCAGUAUCCUUCCUACAUAGACGCUCCGCAACUUCACAAGAGAAGUUAUCUCCCCUUCGCAAAACUCACGCAAGCCAAGGCUUCAAGUUCACUCCUCUUCGAAACACACGGACAUAUUUAUCAGCAGCGGAGAAAAAACUGAGACGAAACAGUGUAGGGACUCCACAAGCACUUCAUCGCGAGACCAUAUCGCUGACAGCAAACAUUGACUCCCCUCUUCUGAGAACUAAUUCUUUUCAGCGCCACCUACCAUCAGUGACUUGUAGUGAGCGAGGCGAGAAGGACAACAGCAGUGAUUAUUUCAGUGACACGUCCAAGGAGCUCUGUCAAACCAUCACGUCAGUUUGACGUUAACAUUCAAGGAGGCCAGCCAGACCUUCUUCAGUCUCUUGUUGAAAUGAAGCGCCUGUCAGUCUGAUAUGUAUGUGUCCAAGGACCUCUCUGAGGUUGGCUGUCUAUCUGAUGUUUCAACAGCCAAGGAUAUCUGCCAGUCUAGCUGUUCAACUGGUGUAGUCCUAGAAUCUCUGCCAAACAAUCACAUCAUGUUCAAGGCAUUCAUAGAAAUCUGCUAGAAUGUCCAUCUGUCAAGGAAUUCUGUCAGUCUGAUGUUGAAAUAUUCAAGGAGCUCGGCCAGACUAUCUGCCAGUCUGAUGGUAUCACCUCCAAGGGAGCGUUUAUGUAAGAGUGAAUAUUAUCCUACCCUGUUUUUUAUCCCGGGGAUGAAAUUCUCCAGUGUCAGGAUUAUUCUCCCGAGUGAAUUUGAACCCAUACCAG
Haliotis rufescens (red abalone) is the source of this 6618-nucleotide messenger RNA. RefSeq names its product guanylate cyclase D-like. The transcript has 19 exons. The record is from RefSeq and is a predicted model, not a curated record. Gene Ontology annotation, biological process: positive regulation of kinase activity; multicellular organism development; cell surface receptor protein tyrosine kinase signaling pathway. Gene Ontology annotation, cellular component: signaling receptor complex. The coding region runs from base 2230 to 6192 and encodes 1320 amino acids. NCBI's taxonomy places the organism in Eukaryota, Metazoa, Mollusca, Gastropoda, Lepetellida, Haliotidae. Gene Ontology annotation, molecular function: transmembrane receptor protein tyrosine kinase activity; ATP binding.